Molecule: messenger RNA, 1854 nt
Organism: Corticium candelabrum
Lineage: Eukaryota; Metazoa; Porifera; Homoscleromorpha; Homosclerophorida; Plakinidae
Exons: 2
Coding region: 134-1336 (400 amino acids)
Source: RefSeq, a predicted model, not a curated record
UGGAGGAGAGACGUGCUCUUCUGGGACACAUCAGUGGCUUUCCAGCUGAAGAUUACCAUUCAGUAGAGUUGCUAGGGCAGGAACUCUUUCCUUCGUCUCCAGCCAGUGAACGAGGGAGUGGCCGCAGCAAAAGAUGGCAACCAGUUUUCUUAUUCAACCCGUGUCUGCAACUUGUUCUCCUUAUUGGUCUUCGUCUGCAGCGGUCUAUGGAGCGUCAGCUCUAGCGGUGGGCUGGACUUUGAGCGGACCUCCAAGCGUUCUAAUUCGAAAGGCAGGGUUACAGUUGUUUGCGGUUGUUUGCCUCAUUUGUUGCACCAGUGCAUUGUUGUUUGCGGGUACUUGUGUCUCGUUCUGCAUUGGUGACACUUCUGGUGCUUGGCAAGUUUUAUUCAUUGGGUCAUUUACUUUAUUUGGAUUUGGUGCUGAUUUGGCCAUGAGAACAAUGGGAGAAAUGCUAGUGCAUUGGUUUCCUCGCCGAUCUGGUCUCUCAGGAGGUGUGUUUGGCAUGGGUAUUAGUGUCGGAUCAAUAGUAUUUGGCCUUGUUUUGCUUGGAUUCUCUCAGUUAGUUGAUUCAGAGAGGCUUGGGGCUAACACCAUGCUGUUUCUCACUGGUUUUAUUGUAUUUACAUUAAUGGUGCUGUGGAUACCAUUCCUGGAGUAUCCCCAUGGUGAUGUCUUUCCCAAGUUGCUUUCAUAUCAACAAGAUACUUAUGGCAGACUUAUCAGUCAGUUGGCAACUAAACAAAUGCUAAUAAUUUCAUUUGGAUUCGUUGCUAACGUGUUUACUGGGACAGCAGUCUUUUCUUCACUUGCCAGAAUUUUAUCUGCAUUGUGGAAGAGCAAAGAUCCUCCACUGAUGCUGCUAACAUUAGCUGUUUUUGGAUCAUAUACAAUAGGACGACUGACCUGCCUUUGUUUGGGCGACUUCAUUGGUCUAAAGAGAGCAUGGUGGAUUUCUUUAACAUCUCAAGCAUUGGUUUUGUUCGUAUUGCCAUGGCUAAUGGAAGGAGGUCCAGUUUGGACACAAUCUGCAGCUAUCGUGACAUUGUGCAUGUACAUGUUUGGAUACCCUGCCGUGAAAACACUUGAAGUCGGUCUUACUUACCAAAUAAUGGGAAAUAAGAUUGGGUGUACAGCAUGUGGCAUGCUCAGUGUAAUUGCUGGUCCAGCUGGUCUGUUAGGACCUAUUGCUAUCGAGCAGACUUACUCAGCUUUUGGCACCUAUAAACCUUUCUUUAUUGGAACUGCAGUAAUCUUGUUGCUAGCAUCUCUGUCUACAGCUUGUUUACAUUCUCUUGAAACAACAAGUAAUGCUCGUAGUUCUGGUAAGAAGUGAACUUAUUUGAACAUUUGAAGUAGUAAAUUUAGUGAUAAACAAUGUAUUCGGUAAUGUUUUUAGAGGUUAUUAGUGUUAGAAAACAGCAUACUGAUUCUUUCUAUACUGUUGGGUUGCUGUUCUGAAGGUUUCGAUCUGAUGGCUUGCUGUGCUAGAUAUUGUAAAGUAAACUCAUUGAACUAGUUUUAGCAGAUAUCGAGCAAUCAGCGAACUUGGCAACUCUGAGAUCAGUGAAGUUUACAACAUUUCUGGACUAGACGUUGUCUACUAACUUUCUGUUUUAGCCAGCAACUUUGAAGACGUACAAGCCAUUGUCUCAUGACACCUUUUAUCAUGGGCUGCAUGCUGACACUUAAUUAAUUGCAGCAAGUCUCAUGUUGUCUUCUGACAUUAGACGCUGUUGGUGCUGUCUCUCUUCUUUUAAAAGGCAAUUUUAUUGGUGUGGUAGACUGGUACAUAGAUUGGUGAGCAUGCGUACGUUGGGGUGUCAUAUACUUAGGUAAUUAGAUAAGUGACUG